AUGUCGGACUCGACCCCCGCCCCGACGUCCUCCUCGACCGCGUCGACCGAGGCCGCCCCCGAGCCUUCGGACGAUAGAACCGCCCCUUCACACCUCUCGCACUCGUCGUCGUACCUCUCCUCCUCGGGAGCAGCGACGCCCUCAACCGCACCCGCCACGCCCGCCCUCUCGCUCAACGAACACGAUUUCGCCUCUUCCGCCAGCCCCAGCGUCGGAGGCGGUACGCCCGCUCUCGGUUCGUCCAUCGGAGGGUACCAGCACUCGUACCACUACGACUCACCCUCGAUCCCUGCUACGCCAUCCGAAUUCGGCGCGUCGUCCGUCACGCAAUUCGUGCCCAACCCCGCUCUCGCACUCGAUACUCCCUCGCGCGAAUUGGGCAACCUCUCACUCGCUGCGACGCCUUCGCCGCCUCUAGGCUCGGAGGACGGACACGAUGGAGCGCCGAGGGUUGGGGGACCGAUGACGGGCGUAGGGAGCGAAGCGCACAGGCUCUCUUCGCACCCGUUCGCGCCGCGUCCCUCGGGCGGGGGAAGUGGAGCGGAGGAGAUCAUCGCGCGCACGUCGGCGGGCCAACAAGCCCUCAAGGAGGGUGUCCUUCCUGGCUCCAAGGGACUGACGGCGACUGGUGUGCCGGUGCCGGGCCCUGCCGUGGCCUCCGAGGGAGGCGGAGGGGGAGGGACGCCGAAUUUGGUACCGAGCACGGCUGUCACGCCUGGGACGAGUCGGACGGGAACGCCUGCGCCCGCGCCCGCGCCCGCGAGUACUUCGCCCAAGACGCAGGACAAGAACCACCUCGCUCCGCCUUCCGCCGCUCCUCCUCGACGACCCAACAUCGAUGGUCGGACGGGAACGGACGCAGCGCCCGUGAAAGAGGGCAAGAAGAGUAUGUUUGGCAAGUUGUUUGAUCGGGAUCGCAACAGCUCGAGUUUGAGCGUCGCGAGUGCGAGUGAGGGAGGUGGAGCGGGGUCGGGAGGGGAGGCGAUGGAGCGUCGGGGGAGCGCGAGUGGUGGGCCUGUGCUUGAGAGAAGGACGAGCGGGUUGGGCAGUCGGAAGGAGGAUAAGGAGCGGAAGGAAAGGGAGAAGGCGGAGCGGAAGGAGCGGGAGAAGCGGGAGAAGGAGGAGGAGAAGGAGAGGAAGGUUGAGCGCGAGAGGGCGAGGAGUGCGUCGCGCACGCCCAGUCAGACGGGGAGGCCGAGGAGCGACUCGCAGGGCAACAACAAGGAGAAGGAGGGAGGAGGUGUCAUGGACUUUAUGCGCAUCAAGGUCCAGCGCAAGACGAGCGUCACGAGUCGCAAGUCGGAUGACGGGCGGAGCGAGAAGUCGCAUGCGGGCGAGAGCCAGUACGGCGGGUCCGAGACCAAGAGUCGUGGGGGUCAGAGCAACGCCAGCUUGAGCAAGAAGUAUGGCGUGUGCGACAAGGUCAUCGUUGGGAAGGGCGCGACGGCGGUCGUUCGACUGGCGCACAAGUGGGAUCGCAGCACUGAGAAGCUCUACGCUGUCAAGGAGUUCCGCAAACGCCGCAAGAACGAGACGGAGAAGGAGUACGUCAAGAAGCUCACGUCCGAGUUCUGCAUCUCGUCGACCCUGCACCACCACAACGUCGUCGAGACGGUCGACCUCGUCCAGGACGAGCAGCAGCACUGGUGCGAAGUGAUGGAGUACUGCCCGGGCGGCGACCUCUACGCGGUGAUCAAGAAGGGCGACCUCGGCACUUCCGAGAUCAACUCGUACUUCAAGCAGAUCCUCGCCGGCGUCGCGUACCUCCACUCGAUGGGCGUCGCGCACCGCGAUAUCAAGCCCGAGAACCUCCUCCUCGACGCCAAGGGCCACGUCAAGAUUACGGAUUUCGGCGUGUCGGAUGUGUUCCGCAUGUGUUGGGAGAAGACGACGCAUCUGUCGAAGGGGCUCUGCGGGUCGGAGCCUUACAUCGCGCCUGAGCAGUUUGAGCAGAAGGAGUACGACGCCCGCCUCGUCGACAUCUGGGCCGUCGCGGUCGUCUACUACUGCAUGACGUACCAGGAGCUGCCGUGGCGAGUGGCCAAGUCGUCGGACCCGUCGUUCGGCCCGUACCUCCACGCGUACCGCACCUCGUCGUCGACGCCUCCGCCCGUCUCGAACAUCGUCCCGCGCGAGGCGCGCUCGCUCAUCCGCCGCAUGCUCGACCCGGACCCGAAGACGCGCUUGACGACCGACGCCAUCAUUGCCGACGCCUGGUUCGCCGCGAUCGAGGUCAUCCCGCCUCUCGAGGGAAUCCUCCCGCCUAAACCCAACGCGCCCUAG
This is a messenger RNA of Rhodotorula toruloides NP11, 2283 nucleotides long. RefSeq names its product serine/threonine protein kinase FSK. Gene Ontology annotation, molecular function: ATP binding; protein serine/threonine kinase activity. The record is from RefSeq and is a predicted model, not a curated record. The transcript has 4 exons. Bases 1 to 2283 code for a protein of 760 amino acids. Gene Ontology annotation, biological process: intracellular monoatomic cation homeostasis; protein phosphorylation; intracellular signal transduction. Lineage: Eukaryota; Fungi; Basidiomycota; Microbotryomycetes; Sporidiobolales; Sporidiobolaceae.